UCGUAUCCAAUAGAAAUCGAGAUUCUUAGCCCACCGGUCCACAACACAUCUUAUACUCCCUCCGAACAAAACCCUAACCCUAGCAUUUCCAAAGUGCGGCGGCUGCGGAGGAGGAGGAGAGAACCCCCCGAGAAACCCUAACCCUCGAUCGCAUCAUCCCCCCUUCUCCCUCAUCCCCGUUUCCCUCUCCAAUGGCGGAGGGCGACGAGUCCGCGCCGCCGACGAGCGAGAUGGCCGAGCCGUCGCUCCAGCGCACGCUCAUCAAGUCGAUCGUCUCGUCCUCCGCCGCGGCGGCGGCGGAGGAGUUGGUGGGGCGGAGGGUGGUGGUCGGGGGGUGGGUGAAGACGGGGAGGGAGCAGGGGAAGGGCACCUUCGCCUUCCUCGAGCUCAACGACGGGUCGUGCCUCGCCAACCUCCAGGUCAUCGUCGACGCCAAGGUCCAUCCCCUCUCCGAGCUCGUGCCCACGGGGACCUGCGUCCUCGUCGAGGGCGAGCUCAAGAAGCCACCCGAGGGCACCAAGCAGCGCAUCGAGCUCCGCGUCGACAAGGUCCUCGCGCUCGGCCCCGUCGACUCCAAGUACCCGCUCCCCAAGACCCGGCUCACCCUUGAGAACCUCCGCGAGGUCGUACACCUCCGCGCGCGCACCAACACGAUAUCUGCAGUUGCUCGGAUCAGAGAUGAGCUGGCUUAUGGCACGCACACAUUCUUCAGGAAAAACGGUUUCCGCUAUGUGCAUACACCUAUAAUUACAACAAGUGACUGUGAGGGUGCUGGCGAGAUGUUUCAAGUUACAACACUUUUUAGCCUUGCUGAAAAGACUGAGAAAGAACUAAAGCAGAAUCCUCCACCGUCAGAAUCUGAGGUUGAGGCUGCUAAGGUUCUUGUCAAGGAGAAAGGAGAGGCAGUCGCGCAAUUAAAAUCAUCAAAAGCUAGCAAGGAAGAAAUUAGUGCCUCUGUUGCUGAACUAACAAAAGCAAAAGAGAAUUUAUCAAGACUGGAAGAGAGAUUUAAGUUGAAACCCGGGAUUCCCCGCAAGGAUGAUGGUGGAAUUGCUUUUGAGAAUGACUUUUUUAAGCGUCAAGCUUUUCUCACCGUGUCUGGCCAACUUCAGGUCGAGACCUAUGCUUGCGCUCUUGGUAAUGUUUAUACCUUUGGGCCAACUUUUCGGGCUGAGAACUCUCACACAUCACGACAUUUGGCAGAGUUUUGGAUGGUUGAGCCAGAGAUGGCCUUUGCUAACCUGCAGGAUGAUAUGAACUAUGCAGAAAGCUAUGUAAAAUUCCUUUGUCAGUGGUUGCUUGACCACUGUCUUGAAGAUAUGGAGUUUAUGGUGAAAAAUUAUGAUAAGACAGCGAUUGAGCGCCUGAAGCUGGUUGCGUCAGUGCCUUUCGAGCAUAUUUCAUACACGAAGGCUGUGCAGCUUUUGAAGAAUGUCACCGACAAAGAGUUUGAGAACAAGGUUGAAUGGGGAAUUGACUUAGCAUCUGAGCAUGAAAGGUACCUGACUGAGGUGAUAUUUAAGAAGCCAGUCAUUGUUUAUAACUAUCCGAAAGGAAUAAAGGCAUUUUAUAUGAGGCUUAAUGAUGACCAAAAGACUGUGGCUGCGAUGGAUGUUCUCGUGCCCAAGGUUGGUGAAUUGAUUGGAGGAAGCCAAAGAGAAGAGAGGAUAGAUGUUCUUAAGAGCAGAAUAUUGGAAUCUGGGUUGCCUCUAGAGCCGUACGAGUGGUACUUGGACCUGCGCCGCUAUGGCACCGUCAAGCACUGCGGAUUCGGCUUGGGCUUCGAGCGAAUGAUUAUGUUCGCCACCGGCCUCGACAACAUCAGAGACGUCAUUCCUUUCCCGAGAUAUCCAGGGAAGGCCGAUCUUUGAACGACAGCCCCUUCGAUUUCUUCGUGAAGCAAAUGGUGUUGGCGAUCUAUAUUCAACUCAUACAAUGAUAUUUGACCUUAAUUUAUUAAGUUGUCGCAACGAGGUACUUAAAUGAAAGAUGUUAUAUUGUUGGGUUUUUCGUUAUUUACGGACCAUAUGAUUCUGUGGGCAAUGGGCAAAACUGUGAGAGAUUGGUGUUACUU
Ananas comosus (pineapple) is the source of this 2074-nucleotide messenger RNA. Its product is annotated as asparagine--tRNA ligase, cytoplasmic 1-like. NCBI's taxonomy places the organism in Eukaryota, Viridiplantae, Streptophyta, Magnoliopsida, Poales, Bromeliaceae. Gene Ontology annotation, cellular component: mitochondrion. Gene Ontology annotation, molecular function: ATP binding; asparagine-tRNA ligase activity; nucleic acid binding. Gene Ontology annotation, biological process: asparaginyl-tRNA aminoacylation. The coding region runs from base 192 to 1871 and encodes 559 amino acids. The record is from RefSeq and is a predicted model, not a curated record. The transcript has 6 exons.